UCGAUGACAGCCUCUGCCAAGUUAAUAUUUAUGUAAUUUAAAAAUAAGAAAAAUUCCAAAUUUCUUUUCUAAUUCCAAUUCAGUUAUAAUUGAAUCAAGCAAAAUCAAUAGAAAUGGGUACUGUGCACGCCAAGGCACAACAAGACAUAAACACAGUUGGUGGAGGGCUGUUUGAGUUUGAAGAAUCAAUCGAACUUGACGACAGGAUUCCUAAGCCGCAAAUCAAAUUGAACGGAGUUAGAGCUCGUGUAGACCGAGUGCACAUAGACGGUUUAAACAGAACAAAAGAUGACAUAGUCAAGAGUGCUGUGGACGAAUUGUUUCAUGCUACUGAUUUUGAAGAUGUCAUACUUAGAGCUCACAAGGUCCGUCGUUCGCUCGAUUCAUUGGGUUGUUUUAAAGACAUUGGUGUGCUAAUUGAUGUCUCCAGUGGUCCAGGUUCGACUCCUGAAGGGUUGGAGGUGACGUUCCAAGUGCAAGAGCUAUCUCGUAUAGUGGGCGGUGUGAACACGACGGUCAGUGAGAAUGAAGGAAACCUUGUUCUUGGUAUUAGAUUGCCCAACGUAGCCGGUCGCGGUGAGCGUGUAUCAGCGGAAUACAGUGUUGGACACAGGAGUUCGUCCAACUUCAGUGUGGCGGCUACAAAACCGUUCCCGAGGAGCGGUUUGCAGCCUGUUUUGACAACCACAGUAUAUCAACAGAAUCAUGAAUACCCAUGGUCCGGGUACAGACUGCUAGAUCGAGGAGUUCUACUAGACAUGGCUUUUAAAUCUUCACCUGCUACAAAACAUAAUCUACAAUGGGAAGGUAUGAUUCGCGAUACCUCUGUACUGAGUAAGACCACAAGUUUCAAAGUACGCGAGAGCAGUGGGCCGGUGCUAAAAUCAGUCAUACGCCACAUAGUAUCAGUGGACCACAGGGACGAGAACAUUUUCCCAACUCGAGGUACCUGGGUUCAGUUCUCGAGCGAGCUCGCGGGGCUGGGAGGGGGGGUGGCCAAUAUAAAGACGGAGUUACACGCGGAGGCCAAUAAGGAGAUCGCGCCCGGUUUUGUGGUCCAAUUGACCGGGGCAGGGGGGGUGUUACACGACGUUUUCGGGACGGAAUUGGCUGAUUUAUUCUAUCUCGGGGGCCCCGGGACUUUACGGGGCUUCCAGCAAAGGGGUGCGGGGCCCCAUAGUGAUGGACUCGCUACCGGGGGCACUAUGUACUGGGCCUCUGGUCUCCACCUAUUCACCCCCCUCCCCUUCCAGCCCGGGAAGGGAGGUCUCGGGGAGUUGUUUAGAUCCCAUUUAUUUGUAAAUGCUGGCUGUUUGGCACAUCCUGAGGACCAAGCGAUAGUCGAAGCGCUGAGCGCUGUCCGCGUGUCCAUCGGCGCCGGAGUCGCCCUACGCCUCGGUCGGGCCGCUCGCGUGGAGCUGAACUACUGCGUGCCGGUGCGGGCCCGCGGCGGGGACGCACCGGCGCGCGGCCUGCAGCUCGGUGUGGCCGCGCAGCUGCUGUAGGUAAAGAAAGAAGAAUUUAUCCUGAAUCAACUUGAAGUUAUGUAAAUUAUUUGUGUCUGUAGCCAUAGUAAUGUUAAAUAAAUAUAUUGUUACUAUA
Molecule: messenger RNA, 1602 nt
Organism: Colias croceus (clouded yellow)
Lineage: Eukaryota; Metazoa; Arthropoda; Insecta; Lepidoptera; Pieridae
Product: sorting and assembly machinery component 50 homolog
Exons: 13
Coding region: 114-1505 (463 amino acids)
Biological process (GO): mitochondrial respiratory chain complex assembly; protein insertion into mitochondrial outer membrane
Cellular component (GO): SAM complex; outer membrane
Source: RefSeq, a predicted model, not a curated record